Pteropus alecto (black flying fox) is the source of this 5842-nucleotide messenger RNA. RefSeq names its product sterile alpha motif domain containing 8 (gene SAMD8). The coding region runs from base 294 to 1541 and encodes 415 amino acids. The record is from RefSeq and is a predicted model, not a curated record. The transcript has 6 exons. Gene Ontology annotation, biological process: ceramide biosynthetic process. NCBI's taxonomy places the organism in Eukaryota, Metazoa, Chordata, Mammalia, Chiroptera, Pteropodidae. Gene Ontology annotation, cellular component: Golgi membrane; endoplasmic reticulum membrane. Gene Ontology annotation, molecular function: protein binding; sphingomyelin synthase activity; ceramide cholinephosphotransferase activity.
GUUCGGUUUCCGAGUGGCUGCCGGAUCCGCGGAGCCCCGGCAGGAGCGAUGCCUGCGCGCAGCCGCCACCGACCCCGCCUCCACUCGGGCUCCCCGCCUCGGGCUCCGCCCCCACUGCUCGAGGCGCUGCACUCCGGGGAGGCUCGGAGGGCCCCGGACUCCGACGGCGGCUCGGACGCCGACUCGGAGGUGGGUCCGGCGAGCCCGACUUGGACGGCGGAGGUGAGAGCGACCUGAGGCUGAGGAGAGGGGAUUUUGGGGGGCACCUGCAGCCAAGGGCAGUGGAGGAGGAAAUGGCAGGUCCUGAUCAACUCUGCAUCCGUCGCUGGACUACCAAGCAUGUAGCUGUUUGGCUGAAGGAUGAGGGCUUCUUUGAAUAUGUGGACAUUUUAUGCAAUAAGCACCGACUUGAUGGUAUCACAUUGCUAACAUUGACUGAAUAUGAUCUCCGGUCUCCUCCCCUGGAAAUCAAAGUCUUAGGAGACAUUAAAAGGUUAAUGCUCUCAGUUCGAAAAUUGCAGAAAAUACAUAUUGAUGUUUUAGAGGAGAUGGGAUACAACAGUGACAGUCCCAUGAGUUCCAUGACUCCUUUCAUCAGUGUUCUUCAGAGCGCAGAGUGGCUGUGUAAUGGGGAGCCUUCACACGACUGUGAUGGACCCAUAGCUGAUUUGAAUUCUGAUCAGUACCAGUACAUGAAUGGUAAAAACAAACAUUCUAUUCGAAGAUUGGACCCAGAGUACUGGAAGACCAUAUUGAGCUGUAUAUAUGUUUUUAUAGUAUUCGGGUUUACAUCUUUCAUUAUGGUUAUAGUCCAUGAGCGAGUGCCUGACAUGCAGACCUAUCCACCACUCCCAGAUAUAUUCUUAGACAGCGUUCCUAGAAUCCCAUGGGCCUUUGCCAUGACAGAAGUAUGUGGCAUGAUUUUGUGCUAUAUUUGGCUCCUGGUUCUUCUUCUUCACAAGCACAGGUCAAUACUUCUGCGAAGGCUCUGUAGUCUGAUGGGCACUGUGUUCUUGCUUCGCUGCUUUACCAUGUUUGUGACCUCCCUCUCCGUGCCAGGACAGCAUCUGCAGUGUACUGGAAAGAUAUAUGGCAGUGUAUGGGAGAAACUACACCGGGCCUUUGCCAUUUGGAGUGGCUUUGGUAUGACCCUAACCGGCGUUCACACUUGUGGAGAUUACAUGUUCAGUGGCCACACAGUCGUCCUAACUAUGCUGAACUUCUUUGUCACUGAAUAUACACCAAGAAGCUGGAAUUUCUUGCAUACUUUAUCCUGGGUUCUCAACCUCUUUGGAAUCUUCUUCAUUUUGGCUGCCCAUGAACAUUAUUCCAUUGAUGUGUUUAUUGCCUUUUAUAUCACAACAAGACUCUUUUUGUACUAUCAUACUUUAGCUAAUACCAGAGCAUAUCAGCAGAGUAGGAGAGCAAGAAUUUGGUUUCCCAUGUUUUCUUUUUUUGAAUGCAAUGUUAAUGGUACAGUACCUAACGAAUAUUGUUGGCCAUUUUCAAAACCAGCAAUAAUGAAAAGACUAAUUGGAUGAAGACUAUCUUUGUUAUGGGUUCAUGAUUAAAUAUACCGUACGUGUUGAAAGUGAAUAACUUUGCUUUCUCCCCCUAGGUUGUUCCUGGAUGCCUUGCUUUUUGGCUUAUAUGUUGACAAAGUUAAGUUCCCUGUUCUGAGCAAGGCUGCGAUUAUAGAAAGCAAGAAAGAAAAAUCAAGAGUCCUUAUAUAUCUGUUUGAACAGAGAGCUUAAGUCAGUGUGUUCUGCCCCUUCUCUUUAGGCAGAGGUAAUGUAGUGAUUGAAGUCAGACUGUUACCCUUAGCCUGUUGAAUAUUUGCUUAUUGAACUUAAGCAAAUCGAUUUAAGCAAUUUGCUGGUUGAAAAAAAAAAUUUUUUUUUUUAUUUUUUUUUUAUUUCCAGUAGGACUCCAGUCAGGAAAUAAUAUUUUUUGAAGCUCUUUAUUAUUUUCAAAGGAAAAACCCCUGCCAAGUGAACAGCACUUGUUCUUUGAACUAAUUUCUGCGUCUUUUUUAAAAUGCAACUCUGGAAAGUGAUCCGUUUUACUAACAAAUAAUUUUUGUCUUCGAAACCAUCUUUAAGAAAAGUAUAUUGAACAUACCAGGAUGCCUGAAACAAGAAGAGAAAGGGGCCAUAAUGAGGUGACAAAGUACAAAUAUAGUACUGGCAUUUUUCACCAAAGAUGCAAUGAAAGAUACAGUUGCUAUUUUGUUCUGAGAGUUCAGUAUUCAUGAGGGGAAAAUGACCUAUAAAUGAAUUUUAGUGAUGUAAGUACCUGGAAUAACUUUGUGCUAUAGCUGUUAGAUGACAGCCCAAUUUUAGGCUUUUUAAUGGUAAUAUUUAAUGAGCAAAAUAGUGGAGUGUUUUACCAGAUGUUAGAUAAAGUUCUUAUGUCCUUAAGUAGGGAGAUAUGCAUGCAAAAAUUUUUUUCUCUUUCUGAAAAGAACUUUAUAAAAGGGUGCAGACAUAACGUAACUUUUUAGUUUUUGAAAUUUCUUGUUCUUGACCAUCAGAAGCAAUCACAGACAUAUAUGGAUAUGAGAAGAUUUUGUUUUUUAGCUUUACAAAUACAGUUGUGUACAUACAUUCUUUCUAUUUAGUCUUAAUUUGGCAUUCAGGAAUUGAUAUAGAUUAGUUGCUGUUUACAACACUAGAAUUUAGUACCUUAUGUAAUUUAAAAUUUGAUCUGUGUGAUAACUUUUGUCACUUCACUUUUAAUGAUUUUAUAAAGUAGUUAUGACAAUAGGAUGAUUGUAUAAUUGGAAUUUGAACCCCAACUUAUGAAUUUAGCCACUUAGAAUAUUAAUUGUGUAGUUUUUACAUUCCAUUUUAAAACAAGGAGUUAGAAAAGGUGCUGGCAUAUUGAGGUCUAAAAUCAGGCCCUCUUAACAGGAGCCUGCUCCUUAUAUGGGUAAAAUAUUUUAUUUUUGCACUUUGAGUCAUAUUCCCACCCCUGUAUAAGCUAUGGAGGACUCUCGAAUGGUUUGGGCAGGAAAGGAAUAUUAUGUGAACAAGUUUAGCCAGUGCUGAAUGACCCCAGUUUGGAUCUGCUCUGACCAUCAUUUUUUAUUUCUCACUUGAGAAAUGGCACAAAGCAAUUCAAGUUUUAUUAUGCUUUUAAAUCUCAUACUUCAGAAUCUUAUAAUAUCUUAAAUUGUUGUUUCUAUUACAUGCUACAGAGAAACAUAUCAACAUGUCAUCUAAGGAAACUACAUAAUUAUGAAGGGUGAAGGAUACUUCCUAUGCCAGUUAGAGUAGUUUGACCCUUGAGGUCAAAAGAUGUGUUACUGCCAUUUUUUCCCAAAUGACAACAGGACUGAAUUUAGCUAGAGACUAAUGUUGGCUUUUGGAAAAAUGUUUGAAAAAAAUCUGUGGUGAUAUUAAUUCAAAAAUGUUAAGUAGCUACUUCAUAGUAAAUAUCUUAACAUCAGUCCUCUUUCCUUGAUAUAGAUUCUAUUCUAGAACAAAAUAGAAAAAAAUAAAUUGAAGCUAAUUUGCAGAGCUAUUAACUUUGCGAGUGCCUAACAGCAGACCGCUGGGAAGAUUGUAAAAUAACUUUUCAGCUUUGCAUUUAUCAUAUUUGUUUUGAAGAAAAGGUAAGCUAGACUUAUAAUUUAUUGUUAUAACUCUUACAAAGCAGUGUUUACAUAAAUCAAUCAUCUCCAAGUCUCUUUCUUGAAAAGUGAGACAAAUUUUUUUUCCUUAAUGUGAAAUCUAUAUUUUACUCGCUUUUUGUUUUGUCCAGAAAUUUCCAGACUUUGGUUUUUGUUUUGUUUUUUUCUUUGUUAAAAUCUAAACCACAACGAAUGUUUUUACAUUUACAUUUUGGGUGUGAAUGUGGCUAGGUAGAGAAGCUACACGCCCUAGAUCAACAUGUUUUUUGACAUUGUAAUAAGUUCUACAGUUGCAGACUUGUGAGAGGCUUACAUUAUUAAACACCAAGACCUCAGUAUAGAAGGCACCAAGACGGUUUUUGGUUUGAGGAUGCAAACUGGAGAUUAUAUUGAAAGUUCUUGAUGCAUUUUCUAUGUUCCUGGGGGCAGUGUGGACUUUUUUUUUUUUUUUUCUUUUACAGUCCAUUGCAGGACAGUGUUACUGAAGAGUAAUCGAAGUUUAUAGGGAGUAGAAUGUUUUGAAGAUGGCAUAUUUGCUGUUAUCACCAAAUAAUUUGGGAGGUAUUUUAUUGGCUAUGCUACAGAAUUCUCAGCAUGCCUAUCCUCUCCUUAUUCUCUGUGGCCAGCAUUAUUAGAGUAAAAAAUACAACUUUCAAGUGCUGGAACUAUUCAUUAGUAUCCUUUUAAAUCAGAAAGCAGUGAGCUUAGCCUUAGAAUCAGUCAGCUAAUAACUGUGGACUGUUCGCCAGGAAAAAACCAUUGACUGAGAGACCUGCUGGUAGUGUAACUUUGACACUGCAAGUGGCAUUCUUCUCUACCCUGUACUUGCCUGGUUGUUGUUACUUAGAAUUCGAAAAAUUCUUUAGCUUCAAAAUGGAGAACAGGAGAACCAAAUGCUUUUAUGGCUGAUAUGAAACAGUCUGUUUUAGGGACAUCCGUUUGGAAAGUAUUAUUUAUAUAUUCAAAGUCAUAUUAAUAACACUAACUGCUUUGUAUUCAGCAAAAGUCAUUUUCACCAUUAUGAAACAUCAGAAAGUUUCAUAGUAAACUUUUUUAAGGAUCCUAAUUCCAAAAUGCUUGAGAACAUUAACUAUAUUCUUGUUUUAAACCCUCUGACCUAAUAAAGUUAAUUAUUUGUUAGUCUUUUUGUAGACAAGUUAUCCUUUACUAAAAGUAACAAUGGUAAUAGUCAUUUGUCAGAUCUUUAUGGUAUUCAGGCAUUUGAGACAAGAAAGCUCUCGUUUAGAAUAGUUCAAUAGCUUUCUCAAACAGUAUCGGUUUCAUUUAGAUAGUUUCAAUGCCAACUUUACGUGAUAUUUAAGAUAGUUUGCAUUUGUAAAAAAUUUAGCCUGAAUUAUCCCUAUCUCUCUGUAGAGAAUUAUUAGCAACAUCAAAAGUCAGGCUGCUUCAGGUGACCAAUGAGAAAGGAGAGGGAGAGGUUCUUUUUCCCUCUCUGACAUUAAGUGGCUUUGAAUGACUGAAAUUACUGUGGAAGUAGAUUUUGGUCCCCCUCUCACCUACCCCUCAUCGCCAGCAAAUGCCACAGUUUCAAGGAACUAAAAUGUGGCCUGUUACUUUGUAUCAAGUUAAAUAAAAAUAUCUAUGAAAUCUAUAAGCCAUAAUUCAGCUACCAUUAAAGUUGGUUUUUGGAAUAUGUCCUGCCCUAAAUUAACCAAAGGACUUUUUAUUCAGUGUACUCCAUGUUUAAGCAUAAGAAAGCUUUGUGCCAGAUAUGGAGAGAGAAAGAGUACUGUUAAUUUCAUUGUUAUUUCAGGUCUGUUUGAAUCUGAACUACUGGGUUGUCCGAACCUAACCAAGCAAUGUUAUUAGUAAUAUUAUCUUUAAAUUGCUUAAUUUUAACAUUUUUUAAAUUUAGAGAAUCUAUGGAUUGUUAGGAUAAUUGAAGUAUUUCUGAUAUGGAACAAAGGAAGUAGAAACUGGUACAUGAUGGGGGAAGCGAAAUUAGCUUGGAUUAAAGUGGGCAUGUUUCAGGAAUUCUACCUAAAUGUCACCCUAUCCACAGAGAAACUAGUGUUACUUGAAGAUGUGAAAGUUCCUGUGGUAGCCAUACCUUGAAGCACACAGUAUUGUAUAUAAGUAAAUAUCUUGAUUCUAAAUUAAAUCUAGAUUUAACUAAUAUAUGUUAUUUUAUAUCUUUGUUGUAUUAAAAUGUUUUAAAACACUAAAAAUAAAACAUUUGAAAGUUGG